AUGACGCUCGAUCUGCAUUUUACUCAAAUUGAAAUUCUCUUCGUAGAACUAACGUCGGUGGAGCACCAGAAAGCUUGGCAGGCAGGUUUUGGACGCACUCUGUUGAACGAGCUUGCCAGGGGAGAACAAAGCUUGAUGCAAAAAGGCGACUUACAUGGUGAAGAUGGCAGUACUUCGGCAAUAGUCGCAACCAGGAAGAAAACUCGUAAUAUUCGACAAAGACAAAGAGGCAGUUCACAAUCGAGCAAUGAAGAGGAGACACCUUCCACGAUUACAGAAAAAACUACAACAAAAGUCAAGAAAUCGAUCUACUCAGAUGAUGACGAUGAUGCACAACCUAAGUUCAUCCCACCGAAAAAGAAUUUUCCCGGAGAACUGAAACCAGGACUGAAUAGGGUAGGUUUACCUGUCCACUUCUCUAUUUAUAUCUAA
Strongylus vulgaris is the source of this 432-nucleotide messenger RNA. Lineage: Eukaryota; Metazoa; Nematoda; Chromadorea; Rhabditida; Strongylidae. The record is from the annotation of a GenBank genome assembly.